GAAUCUCAAAGAGAGGGAGGAAAGGGAAAAGGAAAAGGUCAACAGGAUGAGGAGUGAUCAUUGUGAUGAACAUCAAAUGGAAGAAUCCGAUUUCAAAAAUGUGAACACGAUGGAGCGUAUUGCUCAAAAUAACAGUUUGUGUUAUGAGGGUGUGGACAUGGAUGAGCACAACAGUGCCCCUGAGAAGAGGUGGGCAGGGGAGGGGAACAACCGCACGGUGGAGGAAGUAAAGUCGGUCCAAUCGGUCAAACCGGUCAAACCGGUCAAACCGGUCCAAUCGCUAGAAUCGCUCCAAUCGCUCCAAUCGCUCGAGCUCAGGCAAAGCAGUCAAGCUGGCGAUGCUGGCCUGCCCCCGCACACGCAACCUUGCAACAACCCGUUCACCGCCCUCCUCGCCACGGGGCGCGAGUGCUCAGAUAAUCUCACCAUUAGUGCGGAGGAGUACGCCAGGAACACACUCAAAUGCUUCUUCGAAACGAACAAGCAUCAAAAGGUACACAGGAAAUACAUCACGGUGUACAUCAAAAGAUGCAACGAGGAAGAAGGAAAAACGUACAGAAGUAUUAACGAGGUGUAUAUUUACGAGGCAGUCAAAAAUAAUAUCUGCACGUACAUAAAUAUAGACAAUAAAAUUAUAAAGAAGCUAAAGAGUACGGCUCUGUUGAUUACGAGUGGGACUGGGUCGACUGCUUGGGCAUACAAUGUUAACAAAAUUGACAAAAAAAAAAUGAAAAAUAUUAUCGACGAAUUUGUACGUAUACAAAAUGAUGUUGUGAAGGAGAAUAUCCAGCCGAUCAACUAUGACGUUUUUUCUGAGUACAUAAAUAAUUCCAUUUGCUUCCAUCCCAGUAGCAAACAUAUGAAGUGUAUUGUGAAAGAGCCCGUGGAAAAUAGCGUGUACGACUCUACGGACCAUGUGUACAACUGCCAGUACGUGAAUAUACGGACCUGCACGAGCAACACCAUCGUGUACAUUGAUGGUAUAUACAACAUUAAGAUUCAGCCCAACGACUCGGUCAUUCUGCACAUAAAGGAGGGCGACUUUAUCGUCAGUUACAAGUAG
Messenger RNA from Plasmodium cynomolgi strain B, 1063 nucleotides. RefSeq lists its product as hypothetical. Gene Ontology annotation, cellular component: mitochondrion. Gene Ontology annotation, biological process: NAD+ metabolic process. The transcript has a single exon. Lineage: Eukaryota; Apicomplexa; Aconoidasida; Haemosporida; Plasmodiidae. Gene Ontology annotation, molecular function: NAD+ kinase activity. The record is from RefSeq and is a predicted model, not a curated record. The annotation marks the transcript as partial.